Messenger RNA from Gavialis gangeticus (Gharial), 4380 nucleotides. It is a transcript of the gene SELENON, whose product is annotated as selenoprotein N. Gene Ontology annotation, biological process: skeletal muscle fiber development; calcium ion homeostasis. Lineage: Eukaryota; Metazoa; Chordata; Crocodylia; Gavialidae. The transcript is spliced from 13 exons. Gene Ontology annotation, cellular component: endoplasmic reticulum membrane. The record is from RefSeq and is a predicted model, not a curated record.
ACUGUGCUAUCCCUGGAUGGAGACAGCUUUGAAGGCUCUGGGAAAUGAGGGCCUUUUUCUCUUCUCCUCCCUGGACACUAACAAUGAUCUGUACCUGAGCCCUGAGGAGUUCAAGCCAAUAGCUGAGAAGUUAACGGGUGUUACUUCUGUCUCUGAAUACGAAGAGGAAGAGACACUGGAUCCCAGUGGGGAGAUGCUGUCUGUUGCUGCUAAAUUCCAGCCCUUGCUCAUGGAAACGAUGACGAAGAGCAAAGACGGUUUUCUAGGAAUUUCUCACGUUGCUCUGUCUGGGCUCCGGAACUGGACUGCCCCAGCAGCCCCGGUGAACAUGAUGUUUGCCAGGCAGUUCAAAGCUUUUCUCCCUCCAAAGAAUAAGUUGGAACUUGGUGAUCCUUGGUGGAUUAUCCCUAGCGAAUUGAACAUCUUCACUGGGUACCUUUCUAACAACCGGUUUUACCCUCCAGCCCCCAAGGGCAAAGAGAUCAUAAUCCACAAACUCUUGAGCAUGUUCCAUCCACGUCCGUUUGUAAAGACCCGCUUUGCACCUCAAGGCGCUGUGGCCUGCAUCCAGGCAAGCAGCGAGUUUUACUAUACCAUAGCAUUCAGGAUUCAUGCUGAGUUCCAAUUGAAUGAGCCUCCAGAUUUCCCUUUCUGGUUCUCCCCUGGCCAGUUCACAGGACACGUCAUCCUCUCUAGAGAUUCUUCCCAUGUUCGAGAGUUCAAGCUCUUUGUCCCAAACAACAGGUCCCUAAACGUUGACAUGGAAUGGCUGUAUGGGGCGAGCGAAAGCAGCAACAUGGAGGUGGACAUUGGUUACCUCCCUCAGAUGGAGUUAGAAUCGAUGGGGCCAUCCAUCCCUUCUGUGAUUCACGAUGAAAAUGGAAAUGUGAUUGACAGCAGAGACCCCACGGGGGAGCCCAUCCAGUUUGUGUUUGAAGAGAUAACCUGGCAGCAGAAAAUCACUUGGGAGGAAGCGGCUCAGAAGCUGGAAGUUGCCAUGUAUCCAUUUAAGAAAGUUUCGUACCUGCCCUUUACACAAGCCUUUGAGAGAGCAAAAGCUGAGAACAAGCUGGUGCACUCCAUCCUGCUGUGGGGCGCGCUGGACGACCAGUCCUGCUGAGGUUCGGGGCGGACUCUCCGGGAGACAGUCCUGGAAAGUUCGCCCAUCCUCACUUUGCUGAAUGAGAGCUUUGUCAGCAGCUGGUCACUAGUGAAGGAGCUAGAGGACUUGCAGACCAAGAGAGACAAUGAAUUCUACAGGAAGCUAGCAGAGCUGCACCUAGAGAAAUACAACUUCCCUGUGGAGAUGAUGAUCUGCCUUCCCAAUGGAACAGUGAUUCACCACAUCAAUGCCAACUACUUCCUGGAUAUUACUUCUAUGAAGCCCGAAGAAGUUGAGAGCAGUGUCUUCAGUUUCUCAACCAAUUUUGAAGAUCCUUCUACUGCGACCUACCUCCAGUUCCUGAAGGAGGGACUGCACAGAGCAAAACCCUUCUUGCAGACUUAAAAAAAAAAAAGGAGCAAGUCUAACUUUGGGAGUUGUUAGAGCUUGGUUUUUGGCUAAGCUGGUUCUUCCUCCUCUGUGGAGUACACAUGGUGUGGAUACUGAAAUGCAGAAGAUUCUAGGAUGGCAGCCUUGAACUGAAUGGUAGGGUUGUAGAUUUUAGAACAGCAUCAUUUAAAAGGUUUUAAUUUCUCUUUUUACAUAACUUCCCCUUGCGAGUUUAGGAAACUUCUAGAGGAGCUAAAACACCUUAAUUUAUAAGCCUUUUGUGCAUGUGUGUCACAGUCUGUAUUACCACCCCUUUCUUUUGCUUAAUCUUUACUCCAGAAGUUAUGCACUCAUGUUGUAACUAUCCUGAGUGAAAACUUCAAACACUUGUUCUCCAGGGCCUGACUUCCUUACCCACCGUCCAUACAACACCACUUGUUCAUGUCACGUGCCACUCUCUAUGAACAAGGGUUGCAGAACUGAGCUGCCCGCGUAUGAUGCUUUCUACAAACGUCUAGCAUUUGGUAAUGGUUCUCCUUGCUUCUGGAGCAGUUCAAAUGAGUUGACUCUGAUCUACAAAUCAUUGUGUAGUCUGGGACCUGGCCUUUUUUUUAGGGUCUCUGUAUUUCCACUUCUCUCAGCAAGGGUAUCGGAUAGCUGCCUAGAUCAGUUUGGUGUGCUGUAAGACCUACCUUUGUCAGGCUCUCACCUGAGAGGGAGAUCAUAGAGUCGACCUGGUGGAACUGGCAGUGGGAAAUUUGUCAUCAAAACAUGUUUUCAGUGUGUUUCAGUGCUCAGCGUUGUCCUGAGAGCCUUCAAACACUGAGACAUCCUAACAUGAUUCCCAGGUAUUAUUCAUCCAGAAGCCUUUGCAUGUUGUGUAUAGCUGUACCUUGCUACCAUCCAUACUUUACAUCUUGCAUGUUUUGUUUCCAAGUCUACUGAACAAGUGAACUCAUCAGCUGCAAAAGAUUUAUUAGAAAGAGAGGGCUGAGUGUCUGUCUCACACGUUAGCUGCUAUAGAAAUGAAGUGUUUUUUCCCUGACAUCUUUGAGAACUGCACACAGGAUUUUUUCCAAGGGUGAAGAAUGAAGGAGAAUUUGCCAUCAAACUGUUGGUGAUCCUCCUUCUCUAACAGUCUUCAAUGGCUGCUCUUAUUCGAUCCUGCAGCCAAGAACUUGUAUAAACAUAAAUUAAUUAAAAAGAUGGAGAUGUCCUUUAGAUAGCAAAAUCCUAUUACAGUCCAUGGAUAUAACUAUUGAUUACUUGUUUUAUCAUCCCCUUGAACACUUACUGUCCUGUCACUGGGUCAGACAGAAUCAGUGGUAAACAAUCAAAGCAGCCAGUUGCCACAGCCAAACAACAGGGCUGGUGAUGCUUUUUUUUUUUUCCUGCUCAGUGAAGCACAAUUUAAUCUGAAAUGCACUCAGUGGACCAAACAAGAUGAACAGCCCCCAAGGCCCCUGUGCUGUUUGGGAUUCUUGUUUUCCUUCCUUCAUGGGAUGCAUACUUCAGAUUAAAAAACCAAUCUGGUAGAGAGGUCUUUGUCCCAGGUCUGCUGUACUGCAGUGAUUCGCAACCAAGGUACCUAGGCACCUUUGAAGGGUGCCACUGAGAUGUGAGGAGAUAAGCAAAUAGGCUCAGGCUUUUCCCGGACUACCCACUCCCCUGGUCCUACUGCCUAGCCCCUCUACAAGAAGGCGUGCCCUGUAAUAAAUCAGUUUUUUAAACGGUGCAGCUCAGUUCACAAAAGUUGUUAAUAGGGGUGCCCUGAGUCUAAGAAGGUUGAGAACCACUGCUGUAGUGUGUUAAAUAACCGUUGGGGUGUUUCUCAGUAUUAGCUUUAUAAAUGUGUUGACCCUGUUCUGCAGGCCUCUGAAAUGGUAGAAGGACGUCACAGGAUCAGGUCUGGCAGGUUUUUGACUUGCAGUUGUGCCAAUUAUCAGUGUUUGUAAACAGUGUUAUUGCCUCAAAGCAAAAUCCGAUCCUGACAAUGCAAAUCACUUUACCUAUUAAUACUGUGAACCAGACAAGCACUUGGUAGCUCUUAUGCUAAAGGGGCUCUAGUUGCUCAAACUGGGAAUUUCAGGGUAUCUAAUUCCCUUAUCCUUUGUUUUGACUCAGCCUUUCGGGUUUUACAGAACUUCGUUGGAAGCAUUUUCAUCGUUUGAUUAUUUUUUCCCCCUCGAUUCAAAUAAGGGUGGGUUUUAGACUUCAGACCAUUCCCUGUGUAAAUAUUACCGUCCCAAGGAAUUAAUUCUACACUUCUGUUUUGGUGCUGCAAACUAGGACAGCGGGAAGUGCAGGGCCAUGUCUGAAUGAGCAGAGAUUGUUUUAAUCUCCAUGUGAAAACGCAUAUAAUGAAAGGAGAGAUGAUCCAGGGCUUUGUCAUCAGUGACUGAUGUUAAAUCCUGAGAGAAGUACCCAUAGUCCGAGUUUUUAAGUCUGCAUUUUGCUGCCUAUCUCACUAGUGCUCAUUUGAAGCAGGGGUAACCAUCAGUCAGUGCGAUCAUAUCAGGGCUGCAUCCCAGCGUGAUGGUAAAUCACUUAAUGCCUGUGUUCUGCCCACUGCUGUGCUACGGUAUCACCGGGCACCUCUGGAAAGUAACUGUAAGUCAUCAGGGAGUGGUGCUGGCAACUCCAGGAUACGCUUAGUGAGCAAAACCUUACAGGUAGGGCAUACAAACUUUUGGGUUGACAAAAGGUAGCCAGUUCCCAAAACAUUCUCCUUCAAAUUAGGACCAAAAAAAAAUAGAUCUGUGAUGACCUGAAUGGCUGUUUUACAUUGCUACAUCUCCCUCUAGUGUCCCCGAAUGCCAGUUUUUUCCACGAAAAUGUGUCACUUCACUACAAGUGUAAGCAUUUCAGGAUGGCUUUAUUUUCAGAAA